UUUCUCCCUCUCUACCUUACUAUAUUUAACAACUCUCUAUUACCAUUAUUUCCCUUCUCCUUCAUGGCUUCCACUAAUGGAACUUCACCUAACCACAUUGAAAUUCCCAUGCAUGCAAAUGGUGCUGCUCUUGUGGUGCAGCCAAAACCAAACCAAGUGGUUGACCAAGAGAGCAAUACUAACUACACUCAAAGGGCUCAGUGGCUCCGAGCAGCAGUGCUCGGAGCCAACGACGGACUAGUCUCAGUUGCAUCACUCAUGAUGGGUGUUGGAGCUGUUAAGCAUGACAUCACAGCCAUGGUUCUAGCAGGCUUCGCUGGCCUAGUAGCCGGAGCAUGCAGCAUGGCAAUCGGAGAGUUUGUCUCUGUGUACACUCAGUAUGACAUAGAGAAGGCUCAGAUAAAGAGAGAAAGAGAAGCAAAUGAAGAAGAAGGAGUAGCGGAUCAUGAGAGGGAGAAGCUGCCAAAUCCAUUUCAAGCAGCAGCAGCAUCAGCAGUGGCAUUUUCUGUGGGUGGUGUGGUGCCAAUGCUAGCAGCUUUGUUCAUAAGGAACCAUAAGGUUAGAAUGGGUGUUGUUACUGUUGCUGUUAGCUUAGCAUUGUUGGUGUUUGGAAUUUUUGGAGCCAUUCUUGGUAGAACUCCUGUCACAAGAUCCUGUCUCAGGGUUCUCAUUGGAGGUUGGAUUGCUAUGGCUAUCACUUUUGGCUUCACCAAGUUGCUUGGCUCUGUUUCACUUUAGAAUAUCAUUCCUUGUUAUGUGUACUCAUUUACUAAUGAAUACUUCUUUAUUAUUAGUCUUUGGUGCAAACUAGUCAACUUCACUUAAAGUUGAUAACUGAGAGUUGUUAGAUAAAAAUUUAAUCAAAUUAGACAAAUCAUUUAACGGAUCUCAACUAUCAACUUUACGAGAAAUUGACUGGACCUGAGUUUCCACCUUAGUAUUUUUAUAUAAAUGAGUGGGAUGUGUCUGUUGGGAGAAGGGUGUGAUAUUAUUACCCUUAAUAAGCUAUAGGUGCCUGCAUCUUUAGCCGUUUGCCAAGGUUUUUAAUUAAAGUGUUUAUUAUCACCGUGUUUUCUUGUUUC
Arachis stenosperma is the source of this 1082-nucleotide messenger RNA. RefSeq names its product vacuolar iron transporter homolog 4-like. The record is from RefSeq and is a predicted model, not a curated record. The coding region runs from base 64 to 738 and encodes 224 amino acids. Gene Ontology annotation, biological process: intracellular manganese ion homeostasis. Gene Ontology annotation, cellular component: membrane. NCBI's taxonomy places the organism in Eukaryota, Viridiplantae, Streptophyta, Magnoliopsida, Fabales, Fabaceae. Gene Ontology annotation, molecular function: iron ion transmembrane transporter activity; manganese ion transmembrane transporter activity. The transcript has a single exon.